AAUUAAUUGCUUGUUUUAAGCUCCAAUUUAAUGGCUUAUCAACUAAUAUGAAUCUUUUCUCUUCUUCUUUUGUUUUGCUUUUAGGGAUUUUUUGCUUUUUGUCCUGAUGUUUCUUUUAUUUUGAUUUGAUUUUAAUUUGAUAUGUAUUUUAGCUAGCUAUAGGCUUCGAUUUUGUACAUCCCUUUUGUUUAUCUGCUUUUAACUAUUCGAUACUACAAUUGGAAAUAAGUUUCUAUUUUUGUUAUGAUUUAUUUUCUGUUUAUAGUUAUUAUCCAAAAUGGUAACUUUUAACUUUUUAGUGUUCUUUUGUGGUGUAACUUCUUAUAUUUGUAUUGAUGAAUAAAGAUUAGAUUCCGUACAUUCUUUGCAACUCUCAGAUGAGCAUGGUGAUUGUAGUUGAUAGUAUUCAUAUUUGUGCUUUUCAAUUUUGACGAUAUUAUAGCUGAAUAGAGGUGAGCUUGAGGAGUAAAAGAUUAUGUUGGGAAUGAUCAUUGAUUCUUUCAAGUUAAUUACAGGUUCUUUCACUAAAUAUUUCUUGCUCAUGAUUUGUAGUGAUGCUUUGGGUUAUAUGAAUCAUUGGAAGAUCAGGUUGGGCGGGCUCUUGAUCAUCGUAAAGAGAUCUAUCAAUUGAGUGGGUAUCUGUAUUGGCUUCGCCACCAGCCCAAACAGGACGAUCGAAUCGAACUUCCGUAAGUUCUCCGGCAGCAGAUUGUUGGAGUUUGUUGUAGUUUCUAAAGAAGCUUUUUUAAUCCAUAUAUUCCUAUAGAGAACAUGAACUCGACAUCCACACAAUUUGUAAUUUCUAGAAGAAUGAAUAUGUACGAGCACCAGAUUAACUCAUGGGUGGACAGCUUCAGGGACGAUGCCUUUCCAAAUGUGUCUCCGUCCACUGUUGUAGAAGUGCAUGAGAGAGUAGACAACCUGUCGGAAGACACUUCAUCACAUGGAGCACAGGCACCUCCAAACAAAUAUGACCAGGAAGCAUCUAAACCUAUCGACAAGAUACAAAGGCGUCUUGCACAAAAUCGUGAGGCUGCUCGGAAAAGUCGAUUGCGAAAAAAGGCGUAUAUUCAGCAAUUGGAGCUGGGUCGUUCAAAAUUGAUGCAAAUGGAGCAAGAGCUUGAACGAGUGAGACAACAGGGGGUGUAUGUUGGUGGUGGGAUAGAUCAACUUCCUUUCUCUCCGACUGUGAAUUCAGGGAUUGUUGCAUUUGAGAUGGAGUACGCGCAUUGGGUCGAAGAGCAAAAUAAACAGAUUUGUGAGCUUAGGAAUGCCUUGAAUGCACAUAUUACCGAUGUUGAGCUAAGGAUUCUCGUGGAUAUUGGGAUGAAACACUAUUUUGAUCUUUUCCAGUUGAAGGGAAGCGCAGCAAAGGCUGACGUAUUUUAUCUCAUCUCUGGCAUGUGGAAAACAUCAACUGAGCGCUUUUUCUUGUGGAUUGGAGGGUUUCGUCCAUCAGAAUUACUAAAGGUACUUGGGCCACAGCUCGAUCCCUUGACAGAGCAACAAGUGAUGGGUGUGUACAACCUUAAACAAUCUUGUGAGCAAGCAGAGGAGGCUCUUACACAGGGGAUGGAAAAACUACAGCAAACUCUGGCAGAAACUAUUGCAACUGAUCACUUAGGAGACGGAAUUUACACUUCAGAAAUGGCUAAUAAUGCGAUUGAGAGACUAGAAGCUCUUGUUAGCUUCGUAAACCAGGCAGAUCAUCUUCGAAAAGAGACGCUGCAGCAGAUACACCGGAUCUUAACCAUACGCCAAGCAGCUCGAGGCUUAUUAGCUCUAGGAGAGUACUUCCAACGUCUAAGGGCUCUUAGCUCCCUUUGGUGUAGUCGCCCUCCACAACCUGCGUAAAUUUUCGCAUAAAUAAAGGUCUCAUCGUCGAAAUUUAGCUGACAAAGUCAGAAAUACCAACAUUUCAGCUCAAGGUGCGUUUUUACAGCUAUAAUAUAUUGCUGUUAAAUGUAUAGCAUGUCCUCAUUCUUGAAGCAAAUUUGUAUAUAUACAGCAGCAAUGCAAUUGUCUUCGAUGCUAGUUCGUAAUUCGUACUAUGUUGUCGAAACCUGAGAAAAUUUCUUUGGAAGUUUUUUUUUUCUUUUGCCAUUUGAGUGUGUUAUUAUGCAAUGUUGUAAUAUGUAAAUGAUGUAGGAAUUUUUGUGUACGCCAUCAAUUUUGUAAAUUAUAAUGUUAGUGGCUUCGUCCAUUCUUGAUGAGACUACAAGUUCAUAGUUAUUGGUUUUUAAUUACAUUGAAUCUCUAAAAUUGUUCGUUAAGUUAUGUUCGGUUUUUUUAUAUAUAAAGUUGUAGAUAAUGUUUGAUAUAAAGAUUCAGAAACAACAUCUUUAUCAUGAAAAUGAUAAAGUCAUGUGCAUUUGACUUUUUGAACCCUAUGUUGGGGGAGGAAGUCGGUGAGGGCUACCAACCUGCCUGAUGGAAGAAAAAGAGUGCGUGGUGAUGAUGAAGAAAUUAUAUUUUUGAUUAAUCAAAACUUAAAUCAAUUAUAUUUUUGAUUUACAAUUGUCUAUCCCUUUUAGUUCAAAAAAGAAAUUAUAUUGGUGAAUAGUGAUGAUAAAGUAUAUAAUAUCAUGGAGUAUAAACCAUUAGCUUGAGGUUUUGAUUUACGUUUUUGAUAUAAUAUUUGAAGCCAACAUGAUAAUAAGCUGAGUUUAAUCUUUAUUUAAUUUUUAUUUCAAGUGGAAUAUUUACUGCUAAGUGCUAGAUAUGGGGAGGAUUU
Molecule: messenger RNA, 2734 nt
Organism: Amaranthus tricolor (Joseph's coat)
Lineage: Eukaryota; Viridiplantae; Streptophyta; Magnoliopsida; Caryophyllales; Amaranthaceae
Product: transcription factor TGA4-like
Exons: 10
Coding region: 772-1854 (360 amino acids)
Biological process (GO): regulation of DNA-templated transcription; DNA-templated transcription
Molecular function (GO): DNA-binding transcription factor activity; sequence-specific DNA binding
Source: RefSeq, a predicted model, not a curated record